Durusdinium trenchii is the source of this 231-nucleotide messenger RNA. The record is from the annotation of a GenBank genome assembly. NCBI's taxonomy places the organism in Eukaryota, Dinophyceae, Suessiales, Symbiodiniaceae.
GCGCUGGAUUUGGAGCCGCCCAACGAGAGACUCUUGGGUCGCGUUGGGCAGCACAUCGGGAUUCCUGUGGCCGCCCUGCGUCCCUCCGCUGCGCCUCCAGUCACCGACUUGGUAGCUGAAGACCGCCCAGAAAGCACGGAGGACGAAGGCUCCGAGGAGAAGAAGGAUGGCUUGGAAGAAAGUCAUGGCUCGCUUGAGAAAGUGGUGAUCGAGCCAACUGAAGCCUUCUGA